AAACGUCACGAAGACGUUUCGACAUUUGUAUCUCUUCCUACUAUAAAUAUCAGGAGACGGGCACACGUUACGAUGGCCGCCAUUAGAGUAGCUUCAACUUCCCUCACUCUACUCGCUUCUACUUCCAGUUCCUCUUCUUGUUACUAUCAUUCUUGUCCCUCGAUUUUCACGAAAUUUCGAUUCGGCCCCAUCUGGGCUGUUUCUUUGACCUUCCCACCCCUCUCUUCCAGAAGAGCAAAGCGAAUGGCUCACUCCAUUGCUCGAGCCACUCUCGGCCUCACUCAACCCAACAAGAUCGACCCACCAAAGGUCUCGUUUGCUGCGAAAGAGAUUGAUCUGGGCGAAUGGAAAGGAGACAUACUUGCUGUUGGCGUCACAGAAAAGGACUUGGCGAAAGAUGAGAAUUCGAAGUUUAAGAAUGUAGUUCUUCAAAAGCUAGAUUCGAAGUUAGGUGGAUUAUUGUCUGAAGCCUCUUCUGAGGAGGACUUUACAGGAAAGGCUGGACAAUCGACAUUUCUUAGGCUUCCUGGUCUUGGCUCAAAGAGAGUUGGUUUAAUUGGGCUUGGAUCAGCUGCAUCAGCAACUGUGACGUACCGCAAUCUUGGUGAGGCUGUUGCUGCGGCAGCUAAGUCGACUCAGGCAAGUAAUGUUGCCAUCACACUUGCUUCUUCUGAAGGAAUCCCUGCAGAGUUGAAGCCGAGUACUGCUUCAGCAAUAGCUUCUGGAGCUGUGUUGGGGACUUUUGAUGAUAAUAGGUUCAAGUCAGAAUCAAAACAGCCAUCUCUCAAAUCGGUGGAAAUUCUUGGUCUUGGUACUGGACCUGAGAUAGAGAAAAAACUCAAAUAUGCACAAGAUGUUUGUUCUGGGAUCAUCUUUGGGAAAGAGCUUGUAAAUGCUCCAGCUAAUGUGCUCACUCCUGGAGCACUUGCGAGUGAGGCCCAAAAGAUUGCUUCAGAGUAUAGUGAUGUAUUUUCUGCAAAAAUAUUGGAUGUAGAACAGUGCAAAGAACUGAAGAUGGGCUCCUAUUUGGGUGUAGCUGCAGCUUCUGCCAAUCCUCCUCAUUUUAUCCAUUUAUGUUACAAGCCUCCCAGUGGAGAAGUCAAAACCAAGCUGGCCUUAGUUGGAAAAGGAUUGACUUUUGACAGUGGUGGCUACAAUAUCAAGACGGGACCGGGUUGUUCUAUUGAACUCAUGAAAUUUGAUAUGGGAGGCUCAGCAGCAGUACUGGGUGCAGCAAAAGCUCUUGGCCAAAUCAAGCCUGCAGGCGUCGAGGUUCACUUCAUUGUUGCAGCUUGUGAGAAUAUGAUAAGUGGAACUGGUAUGAGACCUGGGGACAUUGUUACAGCUUCAAAUGGAAAGACGAUUGAGGUAAACAAUACGGAUGCUGAAGGCAGACUUACACUUGCAGAUGCUUUGGUGUAUGCUUGUAAUCAAGGUGUAGAGAAGAUUGUGGACCUGGCGACACUAACGGGGGCCUGUGUUGUUGCUCUUGGACCCUCUAUCGGUGGGGUUUUCACACCCAGUGAUGACCUGGCAAAAGAGGUACUUGGAGCCUCGGAGGUGAGUGGGGAAAAGCUCUGGAGGAUGCCGUUGGAGGAAAGUUACUGGGACUCGAUGAAAUCGGGAGUAGCUGAUAUGGUGAAUACAGGUGGUCGUCAAGGUGGUGCCAUCACGGCCGCUCUUUUCUUGAAGCAGUUUGUCGACGAGAAGGUCCAGUGGAUGCACAUUGACAUCGCUGGCCCCGUAUGGAACGACAAGAAGAAGAAUGCAACGGGAUUUGGUAUUUCUACACUGGUCGAGUGGGUCUUAAAGAACUCUUCUUGAUUCCAGUUUCGUUACUGUGCUCCUAAAGGGGGAAGAUACCGAUACGAGAGGUAAAACUCGAAGUAAGAAUUAGAACUUCUUGGCUGAACAUGUCUGUCUACCUAUUUCAUGAAAGCUGCAGGUUGGGGGAAAAGAAUUGUUUGUGGGAUUGUACAACUCUUUAUUUUGCUCCUUGAAAUAUGGAACUGUUCAUUUAGUCUUUCUAUGUUCUCCCUUGCAUAUUUGGUCAGUAUAUUGCUUCCUCCUAAUGUGGAGUCAGAAUGGAGUUGGCUUGUGUUUUUGUGACAAAAUUGGAUGAUCUGAAGCAAUAUUGUUUUUUCUUUUAAAA
Messenger RNA from Sesamum indicum (sesame), 2152 nucleotides. RefSeq names its product neutral leucine aminopeptidase, chloroplastic. Gene Ontology annotation, biological process: proteolysis. Gene Ontology annotation, molecular function: manganese ion binding; metalloaminopeptidase activity. NCBI's taxonomy places the organism in Eukaryota, Viridiplantae, Streptophyta, Magnoliopsida, Lamiales, Pedaliaceae. Gene Ontology annotation, cellular component: cytoplasm. The record is from RefSeq and is a predicted model, not a curated record.